This is a messenger RNA of Lactuca virosa, 306 nucleotides long. The record is from the annotation of a GenBank genome assembly. Lineage: Eukaryota; Viridiplantae; Streptophyta; Magnoliopsida; Asterales; Asteraceae.
AUGUGCAAGAAUCUUGCAAGGAAGUUAAGGCUAGUCUUCGCAAUGCUUCACAGGCUAGAAGGUGUUUCGGAUCAAAGCUUUAAUCAGAAACAAGGGGGAGAAGGUGUGUAUGGUUGGUCAAGAAAAGAAGAACCCAAAGCUCCAGUUAAACCUAUUUUCAAGCAAGAACCUAAGGGCAUGGAAAAAUUGUUCAGUGAAGAGCCCAUUGUUGAUAAUAGUGAAGAUGAAGAGGAAAGAGCUGAGAAAGAGGAUCAGGCUACACUUCAAAGCAAAAAGCUUUUAUUUCCCAAGUGGAGCUUGAAGUGA